Messenger RNA from Ostrinia furnacalis (Asian corn borer), 889 nucleotides. Its product is annotated as DUF1676 domain-containing protein Osi12. Gene Ontology annotation, cellular component: membrane. Lineage: Eukaryota; Metazoa; Arthropoda; Insecta; Lepidoptera; Crambidae. The record is from RefSeq and is a predicted model, not a curated record. The coding region runs from base 52 to 759 and encodes 235 amino acids. The transcript has 3 exons.
UGCACGAGAAUCCACAGUCUUUUUUAUCAAUCCGUCCCGUUUACAUCAAAAAUGUACGCUAAAGUGUUAAUUUUGGCAGCUGCUGUCAUCGCGGUGACAGCGAGAGACGAUUUAGGAGUCAGAUACGCCAUGAGGAUAUACGAGGACUGUCAACGGAGUGACGGGAUUAUUCCUUGCUUGAAGAAGAAGGCGAUACUGUUCUUCGAUAGAGCAGCGAGAGCAGAGGCGAUUCCUUUGGUGGAUGGAGUAGAAAUUGUGAAGACAUCGGAAUCGGAGGUGACACCGAUCAGUGAGAAUGACAUAGAGUCGAAUUUGCCAAGGAAUUUAGCUGACAAGAAUGAAGCUUUGACAGAUAUGCUGUGGGACAGGAUUGCGUCCUUUGCCAACUCCAGGACGAUCCAACUGUCACUUCCUAAGAUCACAGGACAGGACCUCAAUAAGGGCGUCGAAGAAGGGCGAGGCAAGAUGAAGAAGAUGAUGAGCAUGAUGAUGAUGGGCGGCGCGAUGAAAAUGGCGGCCAUGAUCCCACUGGCCAUCGCUGGGCUGUUCGUGCUUGCAGGAAAGGCUUUAUUGGUCUCCAAGAUCGCGCUCCUCCUAGCCGGUAUCAUGGCUCUUAAGAAGCUCAUGUCAGCCAAGGGCGGCAGCAGCGGCCAUGAAAGCCACGGCUGGUCCUCCGGAAGCGGUGGCGGUGGCGGUUGGGACCGCAGAACCUACAACGACGUCUCAGAUCUGGCUUACUCCGCUUACAAGAAAGACUAAGCUGAAUAAGCUAGGCUAUAAUAAGCUUAUUAUUACAAACUAGCCUAUACAAGCGAAGCGAGCUAAUUGGACUUAUUUCUAAGUGAUAGUAAGUUUAAUUUAGCUUUUCCAGCUUUUUGAAGCUGAAAAA